UUGCUUUGCUUCCUAAUGAUCAUCGACACAAUAUUUAAGUCCAGCUCGCCGCUGCUGCCAACACAGAGCGUCGAGUCUGCGGUGGAAGAGGGACCUCUGCUUCUCGUCUGUGAAAUGGCCUCGUUCGCACUGCGCUCGUGUUUUGUUCUGGCUGCGCUGCUGAUGGCAAGUUUUGUUUGUGGAACGGGUGCCAUUAGAGCAAAGCCUGGCAGAUGCCCCGAUCUCAAAUCCCCCGACAUACCUGGCAUCAAGCAUUGCCGUUCCGACCUCGACUGUCCACUCACCCUGAAGUGCUGUCCCGCUGGAGCCUCGGCUAGGAUAUGUAUUGAGCCUAAUCCUGACCUCCUCUGAUCGGCAACAGCCUCUCCAUUUCAACACGUGGCUCGUUGAUAGCUCCGCCGAUACAGAGAUGAGGUCAAAUGUGCUGUUACACAGUCAAGUGUGUUUCCUGUUUUUAUUGAGUAAUAAAACGUUAUUUGGAAUUUGCGCUGCU
Messenger RNA from Penaeus vannamei (Pacific white shrimp), 493 nucleotides. RefSeq names its product WAP four-disulfide core domain protein 2. The record is from RefSeq and is a predicted model, not a curated record. Gene Ontology annotation, molecular function: peptidase inhibitor activity. Gene Ontology annotation, cellular component: extracellular region. Lineage: Eukaryota; Metazoa; Arthropoda; Malacostraca; Decapoda; Penaeidae.